AUGGAAGAUGCUGGUGUCAAGUACAUUAAUAACAGCCAGAGUACUUCUGAUUCAAAUAAAGAUCUAGAAGUAUUGGAAAAUAUUCCAAGCAACAGAAAUGUAUCAUCACCUAUGAUACCUAGCUUGGAUACAACAGAUUCUUACAUGCCAUUAAAGAAGACACAUGCUUUUAGUAAUCUACGGAAUCAUCGUUAUCCCUUCAUUAAAAAGCGAAGUUCCAGUCUUGAUGACUUGGAUGUUGACAAUGGAGAUGAAAGAAUGUCUAACCGGCCCCAUAACUGCUAUUCUUCAGUGUCCUACAACUCUUCUGUAAUCUUACCUAGUGAUAGGGAGCGGUUAAGUGCUUCAGAGCCCACCACUAGAUUAUUGGAUGGUAGUAUGAACAGAGCUGAAUCUCUUCCUUUAUCCAGCAGUUUACAGUCCAAGGAAUCUCUACUUUCAGGAAUUCGUUCUCGUUCAUAUUCUUAUACUUCACCCAAAGUCUUAUUGGGCAAACCACAGUAUGCCCAGGAAUUUAUACAAUGUGAUUCAAAUGAUGAAUCACACGCAUUCAGUUUGCAUGAACACUCAGAAAAAGGGAUCCAAGAAGAAGAAUGGGAUAAGUAUAUAAUACCAACAAAAUCAGAGUCUGAAAAAUAUAAAGUUAGCCGAACAUUCAGUUUUCUAAUGAAUAGAAUGGCCAGUACACGAAAUAAGUCUAAGGCAAAAAACAAAGAUGCCAAAGAAAAAGAGAAAGCCAACAGACAUCACUUUGUUUCUGGAUCUUAUGCUGGG
Messenger RNA from Protobothrops mucrosquamatus (brown spotted pit viper), 774 nucleotides. RefSeq names its product rho guanine nucleotide exchange factor 28-like. Gene Ontology annotation, biological process: regulation of Rho protein signal transduction; cell morphogenesis. The annotation marks the transcript as partial. NCBI's taxonomy places the organism in Eukaryota, Metazoa, Chordata, Lepidosauria, Squamata, Viperidae. The transcript has 6 exons. The record is from RefSeq and is a predicted model, not a curated record.